Molecule: messenger RNA, 1478 nt
Organism: Nicotiana tabacum (common tobacco)
Lineage: Eukaryota; Viridiplantae; Streptophyta; Magnoliopsida; Solanales; Solanaceae
Product: glycerate dehydrogenase
Cellular component (GO): cytosol
Molecular function (GO): hydroxypyruvate reductase (NADH) activity; glyoxylate reductase (NADPH) activity; NAD binding
Source: RefSeq, a predicted model, not a curated record
AGAUUUCAUUUAAAGAAGGAAAUAAAGUGGUGAGUGAGUAAGCAGAGAGCAGAGACAUAAACGUUAGAAUUGAAGAUGGCAAAGCCAGUUCAAAUUGAAGUGUGGAAUCCAAAUGGGAAAUACAGAGUUGUCAGCACAAAAUCUAUGCCGGGAACUAGAUGGAUUAAUCUUCUAAUUGAACAAGAUUGUCGUCUCGAAAUAUGCACUGAGAAGAAAACUAUUCUAUCGGUUGAAGACAUUCUUGCUCUUAUUGGAGAUAGGUGCGAUGGAGUCAUUGGACAGUUGACAGAGGAUUGGGGAGAAACACUAUUCUCUGCAUUAAGCAGGGCUGGAGGGAAAGCUUUCAGUAACAUGGCUGUAGGAUACAACAAUGUUGACGUUGAAGCUGCUAACAAGUACGGUGUUGCUGUUGGAAACACACCUGGAGUACUGACCGAGACUACAGCAGAGUUAGCAGCUUCACUUUCUUUAGCAGCAGCGAGAAGGAUUGUGGAGGCAGAUGAGUUCAUGAGAGCUGGCAAAUAUGAAGGAUGGCUUCCACAUUUGUUUGUGGGGAACUUGCUUAAAGGACAAACUGUUGGUGUAAUAGGGGCUGGUCGUAUUGGAUCUGCUUAUGCUAGAAUGAUGAUUGAAGGCUUCAAGAUGAACUUGAUCUACUACGACCUGUACCAAGCUACUCGUCUAGAAAAAUUUGUGACAGCCUAUGGUCAGUUCCUUAAAGCCAGUGGUGAACAGCCUGUGACAUGGAAAAGAGCUGCAUCCAUGGAGGAGGUGCUCCGAGAGGCUGAUGUGAUAAGUCUACAUCCAAUCCUUGAUAAAACAACGUACCACCUUGUAAACAAAGAACGGCUUGCAAUGAUGAAGAAGGAAGCAAUACUUGUGAACUGUAGUAGGGGGCCUGUGGUUGAUGAGGUAGCUCUUGUUGAGCAUCUGAGGGAAAAUCCCAUGUUCCGUGUUGGCCUUGAUGUCUUUGAGGAUGAGCCCUACAUGAAACCUGGUCUUGCGGACAUGAAGAACGCCGUUGUGGUACCCCACAUAGCUUCUGCAUCUAAGUGGACUCGUGAGGGAAUGGCUACACUAGCUGCUCUGAAUGUCCUGGGAAAAAUUAAAGGCUACCCAGUUUGGGGUAAUCCAAACAGUGUAGAUGCAUUCUUAAAUGAGAAUUCUCAACCUCCUGCUGCAUGUCCAAGCAUUGUUAACUCGAAAACUUUAGGCUUACCUGUUUCAAAGCUGUGAGCUUGGACUGUUGAAAUGAUCAACAUAUGCCAGAUUAUUGGAAAUUUUAGACUUGGAGAUGUCUAUUUCAAGCUUGGAAAGGAGUUGAUAGCAAGGCUAUCAUGUAUCACUCAUUUGUCUAUAUGGAUUACUUGAUUUGCUAUAAUUAGGACACACGUUUUACACAUAAACUCUGAUUUCUAAGACUCUUUUCUUGAUUUGAUAUCUAUGAAACAAUCUUUACUGCGUUGAGGUUAACAUAA